CUUCCUCCUCCCACUCUUUCCAUUUCUCAAGAGCUUCAACUCCGGAAGAAUCCACAUGGGUUGCUGUGUGAGUACGCACAGAGAUCUAUCCUCAGCUUCAUCACCACCAAAACACCAGAAUUCUGUCGUCCUCAAGAACCAGGCGCCACCGAGAUCUAAUUCUUCUUCCUCUGCCAAAGUUUCAGAAAACAGAGCACCCCCUGAAGAGGAAACUGUCAAGGAAGUUCUCCCCGAAACCCACAAAUGGAGGCCCCAAAUUGCCAACUUGGAGCCUCAAAAGUCGCCUCAGAAACCUGAAUUCCACAAGUUUCCAGAAGUGAGCAGCAAGAUCAACAAGGUGCCCUCGCCCAUCAAAAAGGAAGAAGAGAUCUCUGAGGUUUCGGAGGCUUGCAGCUUGAGCGAGAGCAUGAUGUCGACCACUACAACAGCUGACAGGAAAGAAGACGACGACGAAAUCCGCCAAAGGGUCAGCUCGUCGCCGGCAAAAAUGCGGAAAAAUCGAUCCUUUUCCGGCGAUAGAAGGGAUAAGACGGUGGGCAAAUCACCGACCAGGAGGCCGGAGCAAUCCCCGGGUCGGAGGAAUAUCGGGUCGGCGAGGCAAACUCCAAGCAGAGACCAACUAGUUCGGAGUCAAACAAUGGGCAACAGAGGAAUGAGGGGCGAGCCUCGCUGGCGGGACGCAGGCGAGAACUCCUCUCGGAGAUCGAGGUCACCUGCCAUGCGUACAGACAACGGAGCCACUAGAUCCAUCGUGGGUCGGAGCCCAUCGAAGAGAAGACCAAAUCAGUCCCCUGCACGAGCCAGAACCCCCACACCAGAGAAUGGCGGCCGGAGAAAGGAACAUUCCGGAACAGAAGGCAAAUGGCCGUCUGCGUCGGCGAACGAAUCACUGGAAAACCCUCUUGUGUCACUGGAAUGCUUCAUAUUUCUCUGAAAAAUCACCCCAUUGCGAGUUUGCGAUAAUGCAGGUUGUGGCUCGCCAUUGCCAGCCGGAGAGUUGGUGAGCAGAGUCUGAACGACAUGUCGUAUACCGAAUAAUAAUUUCUGUACUGAAAUAUUUUGCAGUUAAUGCACUAGGAGGGUGUAAAUAUUUCUAAGUCAAAGGUCAUGUGGUAGGACAUAGAAGAGGGGGUAAGGCUAGGGCAAGGCCUCAAGCCCAAAACAACGAAACGAGUAUCUCAACGAUUUGUCCUGAUAUGAACUUUUGGAUAUUGGAAUACGUAACUGAUUGUAGUUAAGCCAAAAA
This is a messenger RNA of Neltuma alba, 1246 nucleotides long. Its product is annotated as serine/arginine repetitive matrix protein 1-like. Lineage: Eukaryota; Viridiplantae; Streptophyta; Magnoliopsida; Fabales; Fabaceae. Bases 56 to 934 code for a protein of 292 amino acids. The transcript has a single exon. The record is from RefSeq and is a predicted model, not a curated record.